This is a messenger RNA of Volvox carteri f. nagariensis, 2397 nucleotides long. RefSeq lists its product as uncharacterized. Gene Ontology annotation, biological process: positive regulation of proteasomal ubiquitin-dependent protein catabolic process; protein polyubiquitination. The transcript is spliced from 14 exons. Lineage: Eukaryota; Viridiplantae; Chlorophyta; Chlorophyceae; Chlamydomonadales; Volvocaceae. The coding region runs from base 1 to 2397 and encodes 798 amino acids. The record is from RefSeq and is a predicted model, not a curated record.
AUGGGACGUAUCGCCACCGAGGUUCGAACCCCGAACGGAUCCAUUAAAUGGGGUUGCUACUUGUCCCGAAGAUCCACCUUGGAGGACGCGGUGGACGAGUGCAUUGCGCAGAUCCGCCGGGCCAUGAAAUCUGGAUCCGGAUCCGGAUCCAGCGGGACCCUGGUCUCGGAGCCUCCUCAGCCCGAGUUGGCCAUCGUGUUCGUGUCUGCGGCGUUCGGCUCUGACUUUGACCGAUUGGUCCCCUUGCUUCGCGAGAGACUGCCCUCCCUGAAGCACGUGUUUGGUUGCUCGGCGUUCGGUGUGCUCGGUGGCGGCCGGUCGGGUACGACAGAGGCGGAUGGGGAGCCGGCGCUGAGUCUCAGCUUGGGUACCCUUGGAGGGGUGGAUAUACGUGUGUUUCACACGCUUCGGAGCAGCGUGCCGGAGGAGGAUGCCGCUGUGGAGCGCUGGGCAGAGUUCGUUGGCGUUCCCGCGGACACCAACCGUCACGUGUCCUUCCUCAUGUUUAGUGACCCACGGUUCACUCAACUGUACAACAUCUUGGAAGGUCUGGACUACUCUUUUCCGCGAGCCACAAAGCUGGGUGGGAUGCUGAGUGUGGGUGUCAGGUCGCGUCAGAGGGCCAUGUUCGCAUGGAGCGCACAACAGGAUGUACGGACGCGAGUCAAGCCGCGGGCUGCCGCCGCCGCUGCAGCGGCUGCAGCGGCCGCAGCGGCCGCCACCAACGCGGAUGCCGCCGCCGCCGCCACAGGCGCGCAAGAAAGCGGUAGCGGCAGUAACGGAGGUGGCGGUUGGUUCCAACGGUCUUUAAAUCUCAUCAGCAAGCUGACUGGGCAGGGGGCCGGCGGCGGUGGGGGCCGGCGGCAGGGGGUCAGCGGCGGCCUGGCCGCCGCCUUCGGCGGCGGCAGCGGAGCCGCCGCCGCUGCCGCUGUCACGGCGGGAGACGACGACUCGGACACGGUUAUGAGCAAUGGGAUGUACUUGUACGGCGCCGUAUGUCUUGUACUGCAUGGUGACGUCAAGCUCGAUGCCAUCGUGUCGCAGGCCACUACCGCGGGUAUGAGCACGGGCUCCUUCGCCCCCGCUGGACACAUCCUCACCAUCAGUGACGCCCGAGAGGCGCCUCCGACACCGCUACCGCCGCCGCCCUCAGCCCCCUCGGACCCCUCGGGCACAUCACCUCCGGGACCGUCCUCCUCAUCGCCGCCAUCGCCAACCUUGUCGCCGUCCCCGUCAUCAUCGCCAUCAUCACCCACAUCUAGCAGCGGCGGCGGCGACGGCGGCGGCGGUACGGCAACAGGCGCGGCGACAUUGGGCGGCCGAGGAACGUCCUCCCUCCUGCCCGCCUCCUACUCCUCCUCAUCAUCAUCAUCGUCCUCUUCCUCGAAUGCGUCCUCCUCGGCUAGCAGUAGCAGUAGCAGUAGCAGUAGCGGUAACAGCAGUAGCAGUAGCGGCAGUUUAGGUGGUAGGUCGCGAGGGAGCUUGCGCGGCUUUGGCGGCCGCGGCAGCGGCGCCGGCUUCGGUGGCGGCUUGUCGUCGUUUCUGGGCGGUGGGGCUGCUGCCCGUCGCGGUGGCGGCGGCGGUGCGGACAAUGAUGAUGACGACGACGACGAUGAUGACGAUGACGAUGAGGGGCUGGAUGAGGAUGACCUCAUGUCCAUGUACGCCGCAAUGGGAGUGUCGGGGACACCUUCCCUUGCAGCCAUCAUUGACGUGGUUGAGGCGCUAGGCAGUGAGAGCGCCAGCUGGGAGGAGGUCAUGGAGACGUGCGCGGUGGCGGUGGCGGCCGACACCACGAAGCCGCUGGAGGAGCUAGGGCCCGCCGACUGGGAGAUCAUGGAGCUCAAGGGAGUUGAUCAGGAGUUCGGCACCAUCAUGGUGGACGGUGAGGUCCGUCGAGGCUACCGAAUUAAGAUCAUGGUUCGCGACCCCCCCGGCCUUUCAGAGGACCUGCGCUCGCAGCUGUUGGCUUACAAGCGGGAGGACCUGCGGCGGGUGCUGUCCGGCGCCCCACUGCCCCCGAGCUUUGGAGCACUUGUGUUCUCUGAUGUGGAGCGCACCCCCACCAGCAGCGGAAGUGAAGUCACCGAGUCGGAGCUCAUCAACUCCUAUCUGCCAUUGCCCACGGGCGGCAUGUUUGGAGGAGCCCAAAUCGCGCCCCUGCCUGGCGGUGUUGAACUUGUCGAGUACUCCUCCGUAAUCGGCGUGCUUCGCGCCAUGAACGCCCUGCCUCCGGAGCCGUUGCGGAGCAGGGAAGAUGGGGAGGAGGGGGAGGAGGAGGGAAAUGGGAACGUACGGAACCAUCCCGGCAGUGCGCGUGUGCAGGCCCACUGUUUGGUGUUUUUUGUUCGGGGGAAAAAGUGGGGAGGGCAAGAGAGGAGCCAGUUCUGGACGUGA